AAGGUCUACUUUGUGGGGUGCGGGCCGGGAGACCCGGAGCUGAUCACCGUAAAGGCAAAGAGGCUGAUCCAGCAGGCAGACACGGUGGUGUACUCGGGCUCGCUGGUUCCAGAGCCGAUAAUGGAGUUCUGCCGCGGCGCAGAUCUGCACGAUGCGUCGGGCCUAGUACGCGAGGAGAUAUUUGACAUACUGCGCGGCAGCGCAAAGAAGGGCAAGCUCGUGGUGCGCCUGCACGACGGCGACCCUACGAUAUACGGCGCCAUAAGGGAGCAGAUGGACGGCCUCGCAGGCGAGGGCAUCGAGUCGGUGAUAGUCCCCGGGGUUACGUCGUUUCUUGCAUCUGCUGGCGCCCUAGGGGCCCAGCUCACGCUGCCGGGCGUGACCCAGACCAUAAUCAUCACCCGCGCCGAGAAGCGCACCCGGGUGCCAGAGCGUGAAAGGAUCUCCGAGCUGGCAAGGCACCAGGCAACCAUGGUCUUCUACCUCAGCGUUCACCUCCUCAAUGACAUUGUGCGGGAUGUGAUCGGCGGCGGAUACACCGAGUCGACGCCGGCGGCGGUGGUCUACAGGGCCAGCUGGGACGACCAGAAGGUCAUCGUGGGCACCCUGGCGGACAUCGCAAAAAAGACGAGGGCGCACAAGAUUACAAAGACUGCCAUCGUGAUCAUAGGCCAGGUCAUCAACCCAGAGUCGUACGAGUACUCCAGGCUCUAUGACAAGUCGUUUGGCCACGGCUACCGGAAGGCAAGACCCGUCACAGAGCGAUAG
Messenger RNA from Geodia barretti, 768 nucleotides. NCBI's taxonomy places the organism in Eukaryota, Metazoa, Porifera, Demospongiae, Tetractinellida, Geodiidae. The record is from the annotation of a GenBank genome assembly.